Suncus etruscus (white-toothed pygmy shrew) is the source of this 1017-nucleotide messenger RNA. It is a transcript of the gene GRAMD2A, whose product is annotated as GRAM domain containing 2A. Gene Ontology annotation, molecular function: phosphatidylinositol-4,5-bisphosphate binding. NCBI's taxonomy places the organism in Eukaryota, Metazoa, Chordata, Mammalia, Eulipotyphla, Soricidae. The record is from RefSeq and is a predicted model, not a curated record. The transcript has 11 exons. Bases 16 to 1017 code for a protein of 333 amino acids. Gene Ontology annotation, cellular component: extrinsic component of cytoplasmic side of plasma membrane; organelle membrane contact site; endoplasmic reticulum membrane. Gene Ontology annotation, biological process: regulation of store-operated calcium entry.
GCAGGCAGCCACCAGAUGCAUGGGAGGAAGGCUUCUCUCAAGAGCCCCGAGUCCUGCCCAGAAAAACCAGAGAGGACCCAGGAGUUCCCGGAUUCAAGUCUGCACUGGCCAGAAGGCUUGAAGGGCGAAGAGAUAAAGAAGUGCAGCCGGGAAGGGAUACUCCUGAGUAAAUACAACCAGCAAUACCACAAGCUGUUCAAGGACAUCCCCUCAGAGGAGGUGGUCCUCAAAGUGUGCUCCUGCGCCCUCCGGAGGGACCUGCUUCUCCAGGGACGUCUCUACAUUUCCUCCAACUGGCUCUGCUUCCACGCCAGCCUCUUUGGCAAGGAUAUCAAGGUGGCCAUUCCUGUAGUGUCUGUGCAGAUGGUUAAAAAGCACAAGAUGGCUCGUCUCCUUCCCAAUGGCCUGGCCAUCACCACCACCACCCAGAAGUAUGUCUUUGUGUCACUGCUGUCCCGGGACAGUGUCUAUGAUAUGUUGCGGAGGAUCUGCACGCAUCUCCAGCCUUCCAGCAAGAAGAGUCUGAGCAUCAGAGAAUUCCCAGAGGAACCCGAGUGUGAGUCUCUGGAAGUCCUCAUCCCUGAAAUGAAGUGGAGGAAAGUGUGCCCUGCUUCCAGGUCCCUGUCACUCCCGGACCACAUCCCCAGUGCUCCGUGCACCACCUUGGACUCUACAGAGAGUUUCUUCCCCUCCAGGAAGUCUUUGAAGGAAAAGAUACGAGCCUCGGGAGCUUGGAUGAAUGGGGGAGCAAGUAGGUCUGUUCCAGGCGACAGGACCAGAAAAUGCCUUGUGUUCUUCUCGGCAGAUGCCACUGCUUGUGCAAAGGAGAAGCCGGAGGAGGAGAAGAGCAAGAGCGAUGGGGAGCUACGGCUGUGGGAUUAUCGGCUCCUCAAGAUCUUCUUCGUGCUGAUCUGCUUCUUGGUCGUGUCCUCCUCCUACCUGGCAUUCCGCAUCUCCCGGCUGGAACAGCAGCUCUGUGCCCUCAGCUGGGAAGGCCCAGUACCAGGACACAGGUGA